UAAGUUACGUUUCUUGGUUUGAAAUACAUCUGAGAACGAAUCACCUUCAGGUAUCGCAUGAUCAGUUCGACAGUGAACGAGGAAGAGUGACAACCUACUACUUUACUUUGAAAUAUGGAUUCGUGUUUGACUCAAACUUGUGAAUCAGCAAUCAAUGGAUCAUCGCCAUUGAUAUUUACUCAGUUGAUUCAAAUGUUAUUGGUGGCACAGUGUAGUUUUGGAAAAAUAAACGAGUAUCCUCCAGAUCGAACGUCUGAGAUUGUAUCUAAUGUUGAAGAAUCAUUUGAUUUCAUAAUUGUGGGCGGUGGAUCAGCAGGAUCGGUUUUGGCUGCACGAUUAUCUGAGCAGCCUAAUUGGAAGGUGUUACUGAUAGAAGCAGGAACAUAUCCUUCAGCAAUGAGUGAUGUACCAGGCUUACUUUUGGGUUUACAAGGUUCUACCGAAGACUAUGCUUAUCAACUAGAACCACAGAGUGAUUUUUGUUUGGGAAUGGUUGACAAACGCUGCGUUUGGGCAAAAGGAAAAUCUCUGGGUGGAAGCUCUGCUAUGAAUGCGAUGCUGCACAUUCAUGGAAAUAGUGAGGAUUAUGAUUCUUGGGCUGCGAAUGGUAAUAAAGGUUGGAGUUAUGAUGAUGUACUUCCGUACUUCAAAAAAUCUGUCAACUAUCCAGAUGAAGUUAUCCAAAAAUAUGGUGACAAAUAUUUUGGAACUGACGGACCGAUAAAUAUUCGCUCUUACAACUAUUCGGAUUCUUCUGUUCAAGAAGUCUACUUAGAAGCGGUCGCAGAAAGGGGUAUCCCGGUAUUGGAUGUUUUCAAUACAAAUCGAUAUAUUGGCUACGGCAAGGCACAUGGGACUAUUGAUAAUGGGCGCCGGAUGAAUGUAGCAAAAGCUUUUCUAUCUCCGAUAAAAAACAGAGAAAAUCUUUUUGUCAUGACUUCUACCAGAGCUGAUGAAAUUUUGAUAAAUGACAACCGAGCUAACGGAGUACGAGUUACACUUGAAGAUGGCAGGACAGUUGAUUUAAAAGCAUCGAAAGAAGUUAUUGUUUCUGCUGGAUCUAUAGCAUCUCCACAAUUAUUAAUGUUAUCUGGUAUUGGACCUAAAAAAGAUCUAGAGGAGUUGGGUAUCGAGUGCAAAGCUGAUUUACCGGUUGGCAAAAAUCUUCAAGAUCAUCUUAUUUGGCUGGGAAUUCAUUUGGAAUUUGUAAAUGGAUCACGUGAAAUCAAAACUCCUCUCAGUGUGCUUGAUGAUGCUUAUGAUUAUCUAGUUCACGGAAAAGGUGAGUUUGCAAAUGUGGGAGCUAUAGAUUUACUUGGAUUCGUUAAUCUUGAAGAUCCUGCCUCGCUUUAUCCUGACAUUGAAUUUCAUCAUAUUUACGUUCCGCAAGGACACGUUCUUAAAAUGGACGCAAUGUUGAAAGCCUGCGGCCUUGCCAAGGAUCUCGGCGAUGAGCUUAUGAAAUUAACUGUGGAUACUGACACAAUCUACGUAAGUCCCGCAUUGUUGAAGCCAAAAAGUAUUGGCGAACUAAAGCUUCGCAGUAAAUCGCCAAGUGAGCCUGUCAAAAUUUUUGCCAAUUACCUAACGGACGAACGCGAUAAAGACAAGAUGAUUAAAACAGUAGAUUUUAUCAAAAGUCUUCUCAACACUGAAGCUUUCAAGAAACUCGGGGUCAAAUUACGUAACUUUUCCAUACCUGGAUGUAAAGAUUUUGAAUUUGAUAGCUCAGAGUACUGGGAAUGCAACAUCAGACACACCGCCGGAACUCUCUACCACCCAGUUGGAACCGUACGAAUGGGAACUCCAGUCGAUCCUAAAUCUGUAGUCGACUAUAAUUUGAAAGUUUUAAGUAUCGACAGCCUUAGAGUUAUCGAUGCUUCGAUCAUGCCAGUUAUCACGAGUGGUAACACUCACGCACCUACAUUGAUGAUUGCAGAGAAAGGAGCUGAUUUGAUCAAACAGCAUUGGCUUAUCAAAGAUGAAUUAUAGUUUAUACACCCGUUCAAUUAUCGAUAAUGACAAAGUGGCUGACAACAAACUUAAAUUUUUAUUUUUUAGAUUAAUAAAUUUUGAUUGUUUUUGUAAUUAGAAUUAGAAUUACUGCCAUAAAAUAAAA
Molecule: messenger RNA, 2119 nt
Organism: Microplitis mediator
Lineage: Eukaryota; Metazoa; Arthropoda; Insecta; Hymenoptera; Braconidae
Product: glucose dehydrogenase [FAD, quinone]-like
Exons: 2
Coding region: 115-1992 (625 amino acids)
Molecular function (GO): ecdysone oxidase activity; flavin adenine dinucleotide binding
Source: RefSeq, a predicted model, not a curated record